Messenger RNA from Prorocentrum cordatum, 726 nucleotides. NCBI's taxonomy places the organism in Eukaryota, Dinophyceae, Prorocentrales, Prorocentraceae. The record is from the annotation of a GenBank genome assembly.
AUGCUCUUCGCGUCCCGGGCGGCGCUCGGGCCGCCGAAGUCUCCGAGGAAUGUGUUCUUCCCAUGGUUCAAUUUCGUCAUGUUCAAGUCCGGGACGUACCUGGAGCCGAACCGCCUCGCCUUCCGGGUCCCGGUGCACCUGACGAAACCAGAGAUCCGAAACUACCUGCGGGAGAUCUACAAAGCCAAGGUGAUCAAGGUGAACACCUAUAUCAGGCUGCCUAAGAUACGGCGGAACUCGCAAGGUGAUUAUUUCAAGAACGGCCCGCAGUUCAAGAAGGCCAUCGUCACCUGCGAGGAGACGAUCCCUGACGAUGUCAAGAUGAUAUACAACUCCAGGAACCCAGGGCUCCAGCCUGCUAUCACCAAGUACGACACGCCCACCAGACGGCAGUGGAAGCCAUUCAGGCCUGGCGUGAACCGGAAGACCGACUGGGCUCCUCGACAUCCGCUCGCGUGGGCAGAGCCGAUCCCGACCCUGCUUCGUGGCGACGAUUUCUUGCCGCCACUGCGCGGGACCAGUGUGUUGCCGGACCACACCAAGCCGUUCCAUCACUAUGGCAGGGAGAAAGCGAUACCGCAGGGCACUCCCGAGCAGGAAUUCCCGCGGAUAGACUUGGCUCUGAUGCGGACCCUGAAGGAGGAGUGGGACGGUCGCACUUCCGCCGGGUAUAACCCCAAAAGAACCCUCAUAGAGCUCCCGAAGCAGGACACAGGCGUUGAGUGA